GUUACGGUUUGGGCUGCCGUGAGCCCGGCCCCUCGAACCCAUUCUCCUCCAGAGCCUGCAGUCAGGGCGUGUCCCUCCCUGCAGUGCAACGGGCAGCGUGGCUAGAGCAGGGCCCACGCCCCGUCUGUGCCCGGGCCAGCGUGCUGGGUAGCUGGACCCACCCCAGGCAGGGAGCACCCAGUGGGCAGGAGAGAUCCCUGCGGUGUUCCAGCUCCCCGGCGAGUCCCCGGCGCAGGGCGCGAUGGCUCUGAGCAGCGCUUUCAAGGCGGUUAACAACAUGCCCGGCGUCAUCGUCUGGAGGGUCGAGAAAAUGGACCUGGUGCAGGUGCCUCCGAAAUCCCACGGCAGUUUCUACGAGGGCGACUGCUACGUCCUCCUCUCGACCCGGCGCUCGGGCAGCGUCCUGGCCUACGACAUCCAUUACUGGGUCGGGAAGAGCUCCUCGCGGGACGAGCAGGGCUGCGCUGCCAUCUACACCACCCAGCUGGACGACUACCUGGGCGGGGGCCCCGUGCAGCACCGGGAGGUGCAGGGCCACGAGUCGGACCUCUUCAAAGGCUACUUCAAGCAGGGCAUCAUCUACAAGAAGGGCGGCGUGGCUUCAGGGAUGACACACGUGGAGACCAACGUCUACAACGUCCGGCGCCUGCUGCACGUCAAGGGGAGACGGAACGUCACGGCCACCGAGGUGGAGAUGAGCUGGGACAGUUUUAACCUGGGGGACGUGUUCCUGCUGGACCUGGGGAAGGUCAUUAUUCAGUGGAAUGGCCCCGAGAGCAACACCAAGGAGCGGCUGAAGGCCAUGCUCCUGGCCAAAGACAUCCGCGACCGGGAGCGCGGGGGGCGGGCGGAGAUCAGGGUGGUGGAUGGCGACCAGGAGGGAGCCAGCCCGGAGCUGACAACAGCGUUGCAGAGCGUGCUCGGGGACAGGCCGCGGAAGAUCAAACCCAGCAUCCCGGACGAGGUGGUGGACCAGCAGCAGAAGGCCACCGUCCUGCUCUAUCGUGUCUCGGACUCCGGAGGGAAAAUGCAGGUGCUGGAAGAGGCCACGAGGCCGCUGGUGCAGGAGCUGUUGAACCAUGACGACUGCUACAUCCUGGAUCACGCCGGGACCAAGAUCUACGUCUGGAAGGGGAAGGGGGCUACCAAGGCAGAGAAGCAAACAGCCAUGGCCAAAGCUCUGGAGUUCAUCAACAUGAAAGGCUACUCCUACGGCACCAACGUGGAGACGGUGAACGACGGAGCCGAAUCCGCCAUGUUCAAGCAGCUAUUCCAGACAUGGGCCGUCCGGGACCAGACGGUGGGGCUGGGCAAAGCCUACAGCGCUGGCAAAGUGGCCAAAGUCAGCCAGGAGAAGUUCGAUGCCACGCUGCUGCACGCCCGGCCCGAGCUGGCCGCCCAGGAGCGGAUGGUGGAUAACGGGGAAGGGAAGGUGGAGGUCUGGAGGAUCGAGAAUCUGGAGCUGGCGCCGGUGGAAUCCCAGUGGCACGGCUUCUUCUACGGCGGAGACUGUUACCUGGUGCUUUACACCUACGGCGUGAACCACCAGCCCCGCUACAUCCUGUACAUCUGGCAGGGUCGGCACGCCACGCCGGACGAGCUGGCCGCCUCCGCGUACCAGGCGGUGGAAGUGGACCGGCAGUUCGCCGGGGAGCCGGUGCAGGUGCGCGUGAGCAUGGGCAAGGAGCCGCGCCACUUCCUGGCCAUCUUCAAAGGGAAGCUGGUCAUCUUCGAGGGUGGGACAUCCAGGACAAGCAGCAACGAACCGGAACCGCCCGUGAGGCUCUUCCAGAUCCACGGAACCGACCAGUCCAACACCAAAGCCGUGGAAGUCCCGGCGUUCGCCUCGUCGCUCAACUCCAACGACGUCUUCCUGCUCCGGACCCAGACCGAGCACUACCUGUGGUACGGCAAGGGCUCCAGCGGGGACGAGCGGGAAAUGGCGAAGGAGCUGGCUGCAACCAUCUGUGACGGCGCCCAGGAAACCGUGGCUGAAGGGCAGGAGCCAGCAGUGUUCUGGGAAGUGCUGGGAGGCAAAGCCCCUUACGCCAGCGACAAAAGGCUCCAGCAGGAGGUCCCAGAGAACCCGCCCCGGCUCUUUGAAUGCUCCAACAAGACGGGACGCUUCGUGGUGACGGAAGUGACCGACUUCGGCCAGGAUGACCUGAGCGAAAGCGAUGUCAUGCUGCUCGACACGUGGGACCAGGUCUUCUUGUGGCUCGGGACGGACGCUAACGUCACGGAGAAGGAGGCAGCGCUGGCCACUGCUUGGGAAUAUCUCCACACCCACCCCAGCGGGAGGGACACUGACACGCCCAUCUUGGUGGUCAAGCAGGGCUUUGAGCCCCCCAACUUCACGGGGUGGUUCGUAGCCUGGGACCCACACAAAUGGAGCGAAGGGAAGACUUACGAGCAGCUGAAGGAGGAGCUGGGAGAUGCUUGUGCCGUUGUCAGGAUCACGGCUGAUCUGAACGGGACAGCUCUCUCUCCCGGCCCUGGGGCCCAGAGUGCUGGCGUGGCUCAGUUCUACCCUCUAGAAGUGCUAACCAACCAGAGCGAGGAAUUGCCUGGAGACGUAGACCCGGCCAAGAAAGAGAAUUACCUCUCGGAAAGUGACUUUGUGGCUGUGUUUGGAAUCGGGAGGGAGGAAUUUGCUGCUCUUCCCAGCUGGAAGCAGAUCAACUUGAAGAAAGAAAAAGGGCUCUUCUAAUGAAGAGAAUGGCACACCCCGCCAACAGGCAGAAAACAUCCAGAGCCCCACAUCAUAGGGGUGGGCUCUGGCUUACCGGGGCUAUACUACACCUGGGACCGAUGCAGUAAGGGACAGGAGGGGGGGGGGUGGUUUUUACUCUUGCACGUGUAUUCGAUCGGCUGAUAGUUUAGCUUUUUAUACACAUUUAAUGUCAUUUCCUUUGUGGCCGCGCAGCCAGGCAUGUGGGCUGCAUUUCAGCUUCACCCGGCCGGCCAAGCGCAGGAGGCUGGAAAACAAAAUACUACGUAUCACUAGCUCCGGCUUUCAAACUUCAGCAAUUGUCUCAAACCUUUAGUGCUGUUGGCAGGACAACUGUACCUGCUAGCAUCUCCUCUCCAGAGGGACACCUCACGCAGGUGAUGCUAGUUUGCGAACAGUAGAAGGGCCAGUUCUAGCCAGUCUUCUGCCUGUAACCUCCCCGCCUGGGUCAUUUUUUAAAAAUAAAGAUGUAUCAUAUGAA
Molecule: messenger RNA, 3212 nt
Organism: Chrysemys picta bellii (western painted turtle)
Lineage: Eukaryota; Metazoa; Chordata; Testudines; Emydidae
Gene: AVIL
Product: advillin
Biological process (GO): actin filament severing; cytoskeleton organization; actin polymerization or depolymerization
Cellular component (GO): actin cytoskeleton; cytoplasm
Molecular function (GO): actin filament binding; phosphatidylinositol-4,5-bisphosphate binding
Source: RefSeq, a predicted model, not a curated record